CCCAGGGAAAGAGGAGUCAUCCGUACAACCGGGACUUUCCCCCCCUUAGUGCCCCCGAAAGGAGGGGGAAAAGUCGCAAUUGUGGAGAGUGGAAGGAGCGCGGAUCUCAAGACGUGACAGCGUCUGCAGCCGCGGAGACUUUCUAUAUUUUUUUUAAUUUGGGUAAAAAAAAAAAAAAAAUAUGGCCGAGAACGUUCUGGACUCUGGCCCGCCUUCAGCCAAGAGGCCUAAACUCUCGUCUCCGGCACUUUCCGCCUCGGCUAGCGACGGAAACGAUUUCGGCUCGUUUUUUGACCUGGAGCAUGAUCUCCCAGAUGAGCUCAUCAGUUCUUCAGAGCUGGGCCUGGUCAAUGGUGGUGAUCUCAACCAGUUGCACACCAGUCUGGGAGGGGGCCCUGAUGGUUUGGGGCCUGGUGGAGCAGGAGGAGGAAUGGCCAUGGGCUUGGGCCCUGGAGGGGGUCCUGGGGGUGGGGGUGGCGGCGGGGGCCAAGAUGCGGUGGCCAAGCACAAGCAGCUGUCUGAGCUCCUACGUUCUGGCGCACCACCCACCUCUGCUCAACAGGGGCAUCAAGGGGCUAUGGGAAGCCCAGGGGGGCCCACCGCCAUGGGGCAACACUUGGGGAAUAUGAAGGCGUCCCCUGGCCAGGGGCCCCAGCAGGUAAUGGGCCAGGGGCCGCAGCAGCACCUGUCAUCCCAGCAGCAAGCCAACAUGAUACAGCAGCAACAGAAUGCAGCAGCUGGGAUGGUGGGUGGCAUCAACAGGGGUAUGAUCGGAGCCCAACAGAAGGGCAACAAUCCACAGCAGCAGCCUGGGAUGAUGGGGGGCCAAGUCAUGAACGGCUCCCCCAGGAUGGGCUUCGGAAACCAGGGGAUGAGUGGCGGCAGCAACCUCCUAGCUGAGACCCUGCAGCAGCAGCCAGGAGCUGGGGGACAGGCUGGAAUGAGAGGCCAGCAGCCUGGAGCAUUAAACAAAAUGGGUGUGAUGGGGACCUCUGGCGGCCCAUACGGAGGUCAGUUUGCAGGGCAGGGGAACCAGGGGCUGGGAGGCACAGGAAUCGGACCACAGCUCCAGACCAAAGGUCCCAUGGCUAACAGCCUGGCCCAGUUCAACAUGGACAAGAAGAACCAGCCCAUGCAGGGAAUGGCAGCCAUGGCCUCCCAGCAGCCACAACCAGGAGUCAGUGGCCCCUCUGGUCCUUCUGUGCCAGGAGGUGCUCCAGGGAUGGUCCCUAACUCCCAGGGGGGCCUGGUGGGUCCCGGAGCCCAGGUAUCUGCAGCCGCCGGGGCACCUCCCACCGCCGACCCCGAGAAACGCAAGCUGAUCCAACAGCAGCUGGUGCUCCUGCUCCAUGCACACAAGUGCCAGCGGCGGGAGCAGGCAAAUGGGGAGGUGAGGCAGUGCAACCUGCCCCACUGUCGCACCAUGAAGAAUGUCCUCAAUCACAUGACCCACUGCCAGGCCGGCAAGUCCUGCCAGGUCGCCCACUGCGCGUCGUCCAGGCAGAUCAUCUCACACUGGAAGAACUGCACGCGACACGACUGCCCCGUCUGCCUGCCGCUUAAGAACGCAGGGGACAAGAGGAACCCGCAGACUCUACUGGGUAGUGCUGGUUCAGCUCUUGGAAGUUCUAUUGGUGCAGUCCCGGGUGGGCAACCAAGUGCUCCCAAUCUCAACCCACCCAGUCAAAUUGACCCCAGCUCCAUUGAGAGGGCCUACGCCGCCUUGGGCCUCACCUACCAGGCGAACCAGAUCCAGACCCCGACCGCCCAGCCCAACAUGCCCAACCAGGGCAUGCAAGGCCAGCCUGGCAUGAGGCCUCUUAACCCUAUGGGUUCCGCUCCCAUGGGAGUCAAUGGAGGUGUUGGGGUGCCCCCUCAGAACCAGCAGCCCAACCUGCUGCAGGACACCAUUAUGCACCUCAACGUGAACAGUCAGGGUCUGAUGAAUGAUGCCGGUGGUGUGGGCUCCAUGCCCACAGCUACCCCUCCCUCUGCCACGGGCAUGAGGAAGAACUGGCAUGAAGAUAUAACGCAGGACCUGCGAAACCACCUGGUGCACAAACUUGUUCAGGCCAUCUUUCCCACCCCUGACCCUGCUGCCCUGAAGGACCGUCGGAUGGAGAACUUGGUAGCGUAUGCCAGGAAGGUGGAGGGAGACAUGUAUGAAUCUGCCAACAGCAGGGCGGAGUACUACCACCUGCUAGCAGAGAAGAUCUACAAAAUCCAGAAAGAGCUGGAAGAGAAGAGGAGGACCAGACUCCAGAAGCAGGGCCUGGGGCUGGGGCCCCCCAGCAUGGGUCAGCCUCCUGUUGGACUGCCUCCUAAUGGGCCCCUCCCUGACCCGUCAAUAGUGCGACCAGCAGGACCCAGUCAGAUGGUCAACAGGAUGCAGGGCCCAGGUAUGAACCAGUUCAGUCAGAUGGGGUUGCAGUCCAUAGGCCAGAGGUCUACGCCUCCUCUUCCCAUGGGAGCACCAAGCAACCAGAUGGGUAUGGUUGGAGCUAGAAUGGGCCAACCCAACCUCAACCAGAUGCAGAACCAGUUCCUGUCCCAGGCACAGUUCUCCGGCUCGGGACCAGGGGUGGGCACGGCACAGCCCGGCAUGAACCAGUCUGGAGCACAGGGAGGCAUGGCACAGACACAGAUGGGUACUCCUCCCUCGCUGCCUGUAGCCAGCCCUCUAGCCCAGCCUGGCUCAGCCAGUGGGCCCAGUGGAGUCUCCUCAGUGGGGCCAAUGGGCCCCCAGAGCGUGGGUGGAGCAGGUCCGAACUCUGCUGUUGGAGGCCCCACAUCAACCAUGACCCCAUCCAGUACCAACCAACAGCCCAACUCCAUCCCUCACCUGGCAGCCAUGCGCGGCAGUUCGCCAUCCCCAGCCCGCAGCCGAACCCCUACCCCCCACCAGACACCCCCCAGGCUAGCUGGGUCCCAGACCCCGCAGCCACACACCCCCAACCCACCCCAGCUGGCUCCCCCUCCAGCCCCCCAGCAAAACCAGCUGGGCCAGGGCCCAGGCUCCAACAAGCCUCACCAGCAGCAGCACAUCGGGGCAGCUGGCUCUUCCACCCCCUCCCACCCUGGGCUGGCCUCCAACUCCACACCGCAUGGUGCACAGCUGCCACGCACUCCGUUGUCCCAGAAGGGUUCAUUCACGGCUGACAGUCAGGCCCUGACUCCAGCCUCUGUCAGCAGCCUGGACACAAACUCCCAGCAUUUCCAGUCGGAAACUUCUGCCAACCUUGAGCCCAAGAUGGAGGUCAAACAGCCAGACGAUGAAGAGGACAGUGAGACAGGCGGCUGCUCCAAAGGUGGGAAACUUGGCAGCCUCAAGUUGGAGGAGAAGCUGGUGAAAGUGGAGCCGAAGAGUGAGGAGUGUUCAGGAGAGGGCGGUAAAGGCAUUCCGAUGGACACGUCGUCCAUAAUGACAAGUGUGAAGACGGAGGACGUGAAGCCAGAGGUGAAGAAAGAUGUAAAAGAGGAGGAGGAGUCGUCGGAGACCACAGGACCUCAGGCUCCGGUUAAAAAGAAGAUCUUCAAGCCAGAGGAGCUCCGCCAGGCCCUGAUGCCCACUCUGGAGUCUCUCUACAGACAAGAUCCAGAGUCUCUGCCCUUCAGGAUGCCUGUAGAUCCACAGCUUCUCUGCAUACCUGAUUACUUCGACAUUGUGAAGAACCCCAUGGACUUGUCAACAAUCAAGCGCAAGCUAGACACGGGCCAGUACCAGGAGCCCUGGCAGUACGUUGAUGACAUCUGGCUGAUGUUCAACAACGCCUGGCUGUACAACCGUAAAACGUCCCGCGUCUACAAGUAUUGCUCCAAGCUGGCUGAGGUCUUUGAGCAAGAGAUUGACCCCGUCAUGCAGAGCCUGGGCUACUGCUGUGGUAGGAAGUUGGAGUUCUCCCCUCAGACGCUGUGCUGCUAUGGAAAGCAGCUGUGUACUAUACCUCGAGAUGCUGCAUACUUCAGCUAUCAGAACAGGUACCACUUCUGCGAGAAGUGUUUCAACGAGAUCCAGGGAGAGAUGGUUUCUCUGGGCGAUGACCCCACACAGCCACAGACGUCUAUUAACAAGGAUCAGUUUGAGAAGAAGAAGAAUGACACACUGGACCCUGAACUGCUUGUGGAAUGUAUGGACUGCGGACGUCGAAUGCAUCAGAUCUGUGUUUUACACAACGAAACGAUCUGGCCACUAGGUUUUGUAUGUGAUGGCUGCUUGAAGAAGACGAAUAAGACGAGAAAAGAGAACAAGUAUGCUGCCAAAAGGUUGCCCCAGACAAAGCUGGGUUGUUUCCUGGAGGGGAGGGUGAAUGACUUCCUGAAGCGGCAGGGCCACCCUGAGUCAGGGGAAGUUUUCAUCCGAGUGGUCCAUGUCUCUGACAAAGUGGUGGAAGUCAAACCAGGCAUGAAGUCCAGGUUUGUGGACAACGGUGAGAUGGCAGAGUCUUUCCCAUACAGAACCAAAGCACUGUUUGCAUUUGAGGAUAUCGAUGGAGCGGAUGUUUGUUUCUUCGGCAUGCAUGUCCAGGAGUAUGGCUCUGACUGCCCUCCCCCCAACCAGAGGCGAGUGUACAUCUCCUAUCUGGAUAGUGUGCACUUCUUCCGGCCUCGCUCUCUGAGAACAGGAGUCUACCACGAGAUCCUCAUUGGCUACCUGGAGUAUGUCAAGAAGUUAGGCUACACUACAGGUCAUAUCUGGGCCUGUCCACCCAGCGAGGGGGAUGACUACAUAUUCCACUGUCACCCUGUGGACCAAAAGAUUCCCAAGCCCAAACGCCUACAGGAGUGGUACAAGAAGAUGCUGGACAAGGCUGUGGCAGAGAGGAUAGUGCAUGACUACAAGGAUAUUUUCAAGCAGGCGACAGAGGACCGUCUGACCAGCGCCAAAGAGUUGCCUUACUUUGAAGGUGACUUCUGGCCCAAUGUACUGGAAGAGAGUAUCAAAGAGCUAGAGCAGGAGGAGGAGGAGAGAAAACGAGAAGAGAACAGCACUUCUAAUGAAAGUAUCGAUGCUACGAAAGGUGACAGUAAAAAUGCCAAGAAAAAGAAUAACAAGAAGACGAGUAAGAACAAGAGCAGCCUUAGCCGGGCCAAUAAGAAGAAGCCAGGGAUGCCCAAUGUCUCCAAUGAUCUUUCCCAGAAACUCUACGCCACAAUGGAGAAACACAAAGAGGUGUUCUUUGUGAUCCGGUUGAUUGCAGGCCCCAUGGCCAACUCUCUUCCCCCCAUCACGGACCCAGAUCCACUGAUGGCUUGCGACCUGAUGGAUGGCCGCGAUGCUUUCCUGACAAUAGCUCGCGACAAACAUCUGGAGUUCAGCUCCUUGAGGAGGUCCAAGUGGAGCUCAAUGUGUAUGUUGGUGGAGCUCCACAACCAGAGCCAGGAUCGCUUUGUCUACACCUGCAAUGAGUGCAAACACCACGUGGAGACACGGUUCCACUGCACAGUCUGUGAGGACUACGACCUGUGCAUCACCUGCUACAAUUCUAAGGGCCAUGAGCACAAGAUGGAGAAGCUGGGCCUCGGUUUGGACGACGAGAGCAGCAACCAAACGGCUGCGGCCACACAAAGUCCUGGAGACUCCCGCCGGCUGAGCAUACAGCGCUGCAUCCAGUCUCUGGUGCAUGCGUGCCAGUGCCGCAACGCCAACUGCUCCUUGCCCUCUUGCCAGAAGAUGAAGAGGGUGGUGCAGCACACCAAGGGCUGCAAGAGAAAGACCAACGGUGGCUGUCCCAUUUGCAAGCAACUCAUCGCCCUGUGCUGCUAUCAUGCCAAGCACUGCCAGGAGAACAAGUGCCCCGUCCCGUUCUGCCUCAACAUCAAGCACAAACUCCGGCAGCAGCAGUUGCAGCACAGGCUCCAGCAGGCCCAAAUGCUGAGAAGGAGGAUGGCCAGCAUGCAGAGGGUAGGUCAGCCUCCCCUUGGUGGAGCGCCUGGAGGGAAUGGGGGCUUACCUUCACCAGGAGCCAAUAACAACAACGGCGCCACUGGUCCCAGCACCCCUACAUCUGUAGGCACACAGCCCCCCACCCCUCAGACCCCGACCCAAGGGAGCAUGCCUGCGCUCCCCCAGCAACAGGGGGUUGGGAUUGGCGGAAUGGGCGGCAUGGGGACACCUGGACAGCAGCAGCUACAGCAGCCAGCCGGUGCCAUGCCUCCUCAGCACCACCUCCAUCACCAGUUUCAGACAAUGGGUGGAGGAGCCGGAGGUGGAGGCGGGAUGAUGAGCUCUCCCCAGCCCCCCAAUGUUCAGCAGCACCCGGGUGGUCUGCCCCCGUACAACCCCAGACCACCAGGAGCCUCUCCGCUUCAUCAGUCCAUGGGGAAACCAGGGCUAGGUGCGACCACCCCUCCCCAGCAACAGCAACAGCAGCCCACCCCAGGACAGGGAUCCCUCCCUGUGCAGGGUCAGCAACAAGGUCCUCCGCUAGCUGCAGUGGAGACGGCCCUGAAGAUCCAACGUCUAGCAGAGACCCAGAGACAAAUGGCUCAGGCUCAGGCCCAGGCCCAGAUCCUGCAGAGACAGGCUCAGGGUCAGGGGGGCGUGAUGCCUCCACACCCUCACCACCAGAAUCCCCAGGCUCAGAUGGGCAUGCCUCACCCUGGGGCUGGGAUGGUAGGGGCCCAGGGCAUGCCACCCCAGGCUCAGGGAGUAGCUGGCAGGACUAUGUUAGACCCACAGCAGCAAGGAAUGCUUGCAGGGAUGCAGCAAGGAGGUGCUCAAUCCCAGCUGCCCCCUCAAGUCCAACAGCAGCUCCAGCAGGUCCAGCAGGGAGGUGGCGGGCAGAUUCAGUCUCCAAGCCAGCAGUGGGGUGCGGGUGGGCCAGCCAUGAACACACAGCAGAGGCCAGGUAUGAUGGGUCACAUGACUCCACAGCAGCAGCAAGCAGUUGCCCAGCAACAACAGCAACAGCUGCCCCAGCAACAGCAGUCACAAGCUGCCAACCGUGGGUUGAUGCAGCUUAUGGGCGGUCCAGGGGGUAUCGUGGGGGCUGCUACUGCAAUGGCUGGGGCAGCUGGAUCAGGAAGUCUCCCUCAGGCGGCGCUACAAGAACUCCUUCGAACCCUCCGCUCCCCAAGCUCCCCCCUCCAGCAGCAGCAAGUCCUGAACAUCCUCCGCUCCAACCCCCUGCUCAUGGCAGCUUUCAUCAAGCAGAGAACAGCCAGGUACCAAGGAGCUCAGGGUGCCGCUGGAGGAACAGGAGUGCCACCGCAGGGUGGUCCUGGAGGUGUGAGGUUUCAGGGGGCGGCAGUCGGGCUUCCAGGGGCAGGAGGAGCUGGGGGGCCGGGUGGUAACCCGCUGGCCAACAUAGAUGGACAACAACAAGUUAACGUGACCCAAAGCGCCCAGCCAGGGAUGAACAUGGCUCAGGGUGUAGGAGGGGCAGGCAACAUGCCCACCAUGGCUCAGCUUCAGCAGCUACAGCAACAACAGCAGCAGCGCCCGAUGUUGCCUGGGAACCUGCAACAACAGCAGCAGCAAAUGGCUGCACUACAGCAGCAGCAGCAAGGUGCAAUGCAACCAGGCCAACAGAGCAACAUGUCCAAUAUGAAUCCACAGUUCAGAGAGCUAAUGAGACGACACUUGCAACAGCAGCAGAUGGGGAACCAUGGACAGUUCCAGCAGCCUCAGGGUCUUCAGCAGCAAGGCCAGCAGGCGUUCAUGCAGCCAGGGCAAGGGCAGCAGGGGAUACCCCCAUCAUCUCAGCCCCAGCCUGUUGGAGGAGGAGGAGUAGGAGUUCCCCAGCAACAACAAGGAGUUCCCCAGGGUGCACCAGGACAGACAGCACAGCAGCCAGGCUACCCAGGCUCCAUGUCCCACCAGCAGGUGGCUGCAGCUCUUCAGCAAAGGCUACAACAUCAGAUACAAAUGCAGCAGCAGCAGCAGAAUUCAAUGGGUGGGCUCCAAGGACAGGACGGGGGGAACGCUGCAGGAGCAGGAGGACCUCAGCUCCAGCCUGGACAAGGAGGACCAGGUCAGGGCCAACCCCAGCAGGGGGGAGUUGGCAGCGGGGGUGGAGGUUCCCAGCAGACACAGAGUUCCCAAGCUAUACUUCACCAGGCCAUCCAACAAAGGCUCCUGCAGCAGCAGCACCUGGGUGGGGGGUCUCCAGCCCAGCACAGCAGUCCCAUGAGUCCUCAGCAACAGUUGGCCCAGUCCCCUCACCCUCAUCUACAGGGGCAGGGAGGUCUAGGUCCUGCUGGGUCGCUCAGCAGCCAGGUCAGAUCUCCUCAGCCCUCCCCACGGCCCCAGUCCCAGCCUCCUCACUCGAGUCCCUCCCCACGCAUGCAGCCCACCUCCCAGCCCCAGCCGUCCCCCCACCGCAUCUCCCCACAGACCCAGACCGGCUCACCUCAUCCUGGCCAUCUUGGUCAGCAGCAUCACCCUGGUAUGGCACCGCCGCCUCAACCCCAACAGCAGCCGCCAUCGCAGCAGCAGCAGGGUAACCCAGUGGAAUCAGGUCAGUUUGGGUCGGACCAGAAUGCCAUCAUGUCCCAGCUGAGUGGGAUAACUGGGAUGCAUGGGGGGCAGGGAGGCCAGUCGGACAUGUUGGGAGGGAAUACCAACAACAGCAGCAAUGGCAACAACAAAAAUAACCAGGAAAUAGGAACAAAUAUGAACCACAACAGCUUAGACCUAAUGUAGCCUAGAGUCCAUCCUGUCACGUCGCGCUCUCUCUCUCUCUCUCUCUCUCUCUCGCUCUCUGUUUCUCGCUCUAUGUCUCGAUGAUGAUGAUGAACUGUUUUGAAACAGAACAACGGGAAAUAAUGGCUUUCGGGCUUUUAGAAGCUUUUAUUUUUUAUUUAAAUAUUUUUCUGAUGUACAAAUGAGAAGAACUGAACCUUCCUUCCUAUGGGAGCUGCAACAUAAAUCUUAGAAGUCAAUAAAUGAAUAAAUUAAAAUGAUGGUAACUUAUUGCUGUUAAUAUAUAUCUAUAUAUUUUUGCCAAUUGUGUACAAAAAGUUGGACGGGGAGGUAUUUUGGGUCGGAGUUGUUUCUUCCUUGGUCUACGACACGUGAUAUUUUUGAGGACUGAGAGUUUUGCCUUUUUUAUGAAUAUUUUUAAGAUUUUAAAUGUGGCGAAAAAUUAAAGUGAGUUGUUAUGAUGUACCUUUUCCUCGUUUUGGUUUCCUCCUCCAGUACCCAGUCAUGAUUGUAUCUGUUUAGCAGAGAGGGGUUUUUUUUUAUUUCCUAUGAUAUAAUCCUCGCGGUUUGUUUUGUUUUGUUUUUGACUCGAAACCAACGAUGACAUAUCCUACUUUACCGGGAAGCUUUUCUCUUGGGCGACCGCAACAAUUCAUCUGCACAGAAGAUCUAUUUUUGUUAAUUACUGUACAGAAGUCAAUCAGAUGGAGAUGAAGAUGACUGUUUUUUAUGGGUUUUUGGAGAUCAGAGUUGAACCUCCACAGUGUUGGCGGAGUACAGGAGGGGAAUACGGUGGCUCCGGUCGGAUUCUGGUGGGGGGGGGGGAGAAAAAAAAGACUGAAAUCCUGGAGCAACUUCUCCGCCUGCCUUUCAUCCCCUUUGGGUUCUUUUUCCCUUCUCCUUUCUAUGAAUGUUCACUCCCAUCAUUUUCCCCCCGCACCACCUCACCCCAACACUGACACUCCACAGCAGAGACGGGCGGAGUCUGGCCGGGUGGAUGCUGAUGGCAGCGGUGCGCCUCCUCCGUCUCGAGCGUUCCCGUUUUGAAGUCUUUUGUAUAUA
This is a messenger RNA of Lampris incognitus (smalleye Pacific opah), 9706 nucleotides long. It is a transcript of the gene ep300a, whose product is annotated as E1A binding protein p300 a. The record is from RefSeq and is a predicted model, not a curated record. The coding region runs from base 182 to 8644 and encodes 2820 amino acids. Gene Ontology annotation, biological process: positive regulation of transcription by RNA polymerase II. Gene Ontology annotation, molecular function: zinc ion binding; chromatin DNA binding; histone acetyltransferase activity. Lineage: Eukaryota; Metazoa; Chordata; Actinopteri; Lampriformes; Lampridae. Gene Ontology annotation, cellular component: histone acetyltransferase complex; transcription regulator complex; nucleus. The transcript is spliced from 31 exons.